AUGGCGAAGUCCUCGCGCCGAAAGACCCCGAGGUCAACACCGGUCUCAUCAGGCUCAUCGACUCCCAGCUCCACCUCGUCUGGCCCAAUUCCACCUUUCGUCAAGGCACCCGCGAUCCUCAAGCCUUUCCUCGAACUACUCUCCUUCGACGAGGUGUACCUUGUCCAUAUCGACUCGACGGGGACGGAUCUGAAAUGGCAAACAUUUAUCGUGCCAACGGUGGUCAAUGUGAUUGUGGCAGCAGUGAUAGCUCUUCGUCUUUACAUGGGCUUCAGCACGUAUCCAGCACUGGUGGCUAUCGUGCUGGGAAUGGAAAGCUCGCUAAGUGUAGACGUUGCCUCGACUUCUGGAACUGAGCUGGCGAAGAUCACUCUUCGUCGUGUGGCCACCGUCAUGUUCGAUUACAUUCUCUUGACCAACUUCCUCUCCUGGCCUGUAGGCUUCAUUCUUGGUCCCGUGAGAUGGCGCCGCGCCAUUGGCUUCCGAGACCGCGAAGUGAUUGUCCGUCGCAGUAACCGCAGCUGGAGCAAAGAUCUCGUGCGCAACAAGUGGAUUCGUGACAAUGACGCGAUGCGCGAUAAGAUUGUCGGUGCCGUCACCCCUGAUCGUAUCGGGAAAACGGGAUAUCUACUAGUUGAUGAGGACUGGGAUCUGGACUACCUGGCCAUGAUACGCGCUCAUGCGCUCGUUGACUUGACCCGCAAGGGUGAAGGGGUGCAAUUGGAUGAGUUCCGUACGGCGAUUCUGGUGCAUACCGACGCAGAUGGGUGGCUGAUCUGGCGCGUCGCGGGCGAGAACACGCCCGCCUCAGGCGCAAAGUCCGCUCAGCGAGAUCAAAUCCUGGCAUUCAAGGAGCGCUUGACGGCGAUGGGCAAGGAGGACUUGUUCUUUCGCUGGGUGGAGCUGGUGCAAUGGGAGAGCUCCCAGUCCGGUGGGUUUACGCCUGAUCGGCAGCGAUCUGCUAUGUUGCAGGCCAAGCAGAUGUUCGACGAAGAGAACGUUGACUUUAGUGAGUUUUGGGACGAGGAGUUGGCAGGAUCAGUGAGCAAGCAGGAAUCGUCAAAGUAA
Messenger RNA from Penicillium oxalicum, 1068 nucleotides. RefSeq lists its product as uncharacterized. The transcript has a single exon. The coding region runs from base 1 to 1068 and encodes 355 amino acids. NCBI's taxonomy places the organism in Eukaryota, Fungi, Ascomycota, Eurotiomycetes, Eurotiales, Aspergillaceae. The record is from RefSeq and is a predicted model, not a curated record.